AUGAUGAACUCGCCAGCCGUCGCGCCGUUCGAGUUCAUGACCGCCUCGCGCGUCGUGUUCGGCUGCGGCACGUCCAAGAGGGUCCCGUCCCUCGUCAAGGAUCUGGUGCAGCUGAACCAGUGCGCGGACAAGCCCGCGCUCGUCGUCACCGGCAAGUCCGACCGCUUCUCCGCGCCCCUCGUGGAGGCGCUGAAGGCGGAGGGCAUCGAGAGCGUGGUGUACCACUGCCCGGGCGGUGAGCCCACGACCGCGACCGCCGAGGCCGCGAUCGCCCUCGCCUCCUCCAACGAUUGCGGGUCCGUCAUCGCCAUCGGCGGCGGCACCCCCGUGGACACCGGCAAGUGCGUCGCGGCGGUGCUCACCAACGGAGGGGAAACGCCGGAUCUGUACGAUUUCCUCGAGGUGGUCGGCCGCGCUAAACCCUUGACCACGCGCUGCGCACCCUUCAUCGCCGUCCCCACCACCGCGGGACCGGGCGCGGAGGUGACCAAGAACAGCGUCCUAGAGGCGGGCGAUCGAAAGGUGUCCAUGAGGCACCAGUUCAUGCUCCCGGAGCUCGUAGUCAUCGACCCCGAGCUCACUUUGUCGAUGCCCGCAGACGUCACCGCGCACACGGGCCUGGACGCGCUCACGCAGUGCGUCGAACCCUACGUCUGCAACGCCACCAACCCGCUCGUGGACGCCAUCUCGCUCGCGGGAAUCACCGCGGGCGCCAGGUCCCUUCGCGCCGCGUGCGAAAACCCGCUCGACAUCGUCGCGAGGGAGGACAUGUGCCUGUGUUCGUACUACGGCGGCCUCUCUCUGGCGAACGCGAAACUCGGCGCCGUGCACGGUUUCAGCGGGACCCUCGGUGGGUUGUUGCACGCGCCGCACGGUGCCAUCUGCGCGGCGCUCCUGCCGCACUGCUGCACCGUCAACGUCGCCGCGCUGAAGGGCUGGUUCGGGGAGAAGGAACCCGAACUGGCGGCGAGGUACCUGGCGCGGUACGAAACCGUCGCUCGCACGGUGACGGGGGAUCCGAACGCCACCGUGGAGGACGGCGUCGCGUGGAUCGUGAACUUGGUGAAGGAUUGCGGGGUGCCGGGCUUGGGGGAGUUUGGGCUGAAGGAGGACGAUUUCGACGAGGUUGUGGCCAAGUCGAAGGAGAGCAGCUCGAUGAAGGGGAACCCGGUGCCGCUAAGUGACGAAGAGCUCAAGACGAUGCUCAGGAUGGCGCUGUGA
This is a messenger RNA of Micromonas commoda, 1221 nucleotides long. RefSeq lists its product with no specific name. The record is from RefSeq and is a predicted model, not a curated record. The transcript has a single exon. NCBI's taxonomy places the organism in Eukaryota, Viridiplantae, Chlorophyta, Mamiellophyceae, Mamiellales, Mamiellaceae. The coding region runs from base 1 to 1221 and encodes 406 amino acids. Gene Ontology annotation, molecular function: metal ion binding; alcohol dehydrogenase (NAD+) activity.